This is a messenger RNA of Hydra vulgaris (swiftwater hydra), 1377 nucleotides long. The record is from RefSeq and is a predicted model, not a curated record. Lineage: Eukaryota; Metazoa; Cnidaria; Hydrozoa; Anthoathecata; Hydridae.
GUGGAAUUAGAAGAAAAGUUCUUUGCAAACAGUUCUGCCUUAUCCCUGGGAGAGGUAACAAGAUCAGACUUUAAUAAAAAAAGGAAUUGAACAGGGUAAGGUGAAAAUUCAGCUACACUUUGAAGGAAAGUUAAUCAAGGACUUGAUAUCAAAUCACGGUGAUGUGGCAGUUGAUAGGAUUUGUGUUCUUGUGAGAGCUGGAGUUACUGAUUAUCUACUUAGCGCUCCAGGAGUUUAUUCUGUUACAGGGCUAAAUCAGUUCAAGGCUAUCAAAAAUAUUUUGAAUGAGUUUGAAAUUGCUGAUCACGUAAGGAUGGUCUGCUAAAGUACUACUGCUAGCAAUACUGGAAUGAUUCGUGAUGCUAUAUACAGACUGCGAAACAAUAUUGGUAAACCAUUGUUGAUACUUGCUUGUAGACAUCAUGUUAUAGAAGUCAUAUUAUUAAAAUAUUAUUGGUUAGCAGUUACCAUAGACAAAACCACAGGACCUGACAAGGCACUCUUUAAAGGCUUGAAAAGUAAGUGGAAUGAUAUUGAUGUGAAAAACUGUGUCAUCACUCACUUCAAAUGGCAAUCUAUUUAUGAUUCUUGGUUUAAUGAACAAGCAGAAAAAGCAAGAAAAUGUUUAUUGAUGAUUGCGAAUGAAGGUGUCUUCAAAAAAUCUCAGAAACACCAGAAAAGAGCAGACUACCAGGAACUUGCUGAGCUAGCUCUCAUGUUCUUGGAACUGACAUUCAAGCCUCUCAACAUACGCAAGCCUGGAGCAUCAUGCUUGUUUUAUGGCAAAGAGUAUCUACUAUCUAAAGAUCAUGCUUGUUCUUAAUUCGACCAUCCAAAUCCUAAAAUUGAACCAGGAGAAGAUUAAUGAGGUGGAAAAGAUGGCAAUUUUUAUUUAAAUUUUCUAUGCUCCUCAACUUCUGAGAGCUAAAAAAUCAGAUACAGCUGCAAUCCAAGUUAGUUUUUUAGCCUUUGAUGCAAAUAAUCAUAGUUAAAUUUUACCAUUAUUAUUUGAUAAAAUAGUGUCCCCAAAUUGUAUUAAAAUUUGGGUAUUGAAACUGCAGAUAAUAUGCAGAUAAUAUUAAUAGUCAAGAAUAAAAUAAAAAAACCAAUUUCACACGCUAAUGCAGCAUAUAAAGAGGCAGCUGAACAGCUAACACCUGCUGAGAAGCUAAGCCUUGCGUACGAAUAUGAAUGUCUUGAGGAGACAGAGGACAAAUUAUCACUAUCUAAUACUAGUGAUUUUGACAGUAGCUUGGAUAUUGUUGAUGAAAAUGAUGUGGUUGAGACUAUUAAAGCUGAAAACGAGGCCUUCAAUAAUGCAAAAACCUAAAUCUAUAUUUUAAGUUAAUAUUUUUUUCAAUGCUAUCAUUUAUUUUU